Thlaspi arvense is the source of this 1026-nucleotide messenger RNA. The record is from the annotation of a GenBank genome assembly. Lineage: Eukaryota; Viridiplantae; Streptophyta; Magnoliopsida; Brassicales; Brassicaceae.
UCUUUUACUACUUAUUUCUCACCAAAACCUCACCAAUCUUCUCCACCACUUAAUAACGCGCAGCCUAAAUCUCAGAAAACCAUUCACAAAUCGAUGGAUAACAAUAAUCAGCAGUCGUUUUGGCAGUUCAGCGACCAAUUGAGAGUCCAGACGCCGCAGAAUCUGGCGAAUCUGUCGUUAAACGACUCGAUCUGGAGCACAAACUCCGUCUACAAACGCAACGACGAGCGCAGAAACUUGGACAACAACCAUGUCGAGUAUCUGAACCAGGACAACAACAACAACUACAACAAGACUGGUUCCGACAUCAGCUGGAACAGCUGGAAAUCGAGCUCCAACGAUUUCGGACCGGUGGGCUCGAAAUUCAGGUCCAACGAAAUCAACGGCGAUUUCAACAAGGGGAUAUAUUCGUCGCCGGUGAAGACUAGCUAUGGGAUUCACCAGAAGAGCAAGGGGGUCAUCGAUGAAGAUCAUCAUCAUCAGAUUCCGAAAGGAGGAGGCGGGAAGAAGAACAGGAAGAAUCAGAACCACAAUCACCAAAGGAGCAACGAAGACAACAACGGUGGUUUGGACAAGAGGUUCAAGACGCUUCCUCCGGCGGAGGCUCUGCCGAGGAACGAGACCAUUGGUGGUUACAUCUUCGUGUGCAACAACGACACCAUGGAGGAGAACCUCAAGCGCCAGCUUUUCGGGUUGCCGCCCAGAUACAGGGACUCGGUCAGAGCCAUCACUCCGGGCCUUCCUCUCUUCCUCUACAACUACUCCACUCACCAACUCCACGGAAUUUACCAGGCCGCAAGCUUUGGAGGAACAAACAUUGAGCUGAGUGCUUUUGAAGACAAGAAGUGUCCUGGCGAAUCUCGAUUCCCUGCUCAGGUGAGGGCCAUAACGAGGAAAGUGUGUUUGCCACUGGAAGAAGAUUCCUUCCGACCCAUUCUGCAUCACUACGACGGCCCUAAGUUCCGACUCGAGCUCAGCGUCCCUGAGGUGCUUUCUCUUUUGGACAUUUUUGCUGAGCAAAACCCU